CACCGUCAGUUCCCGCCAACACACGCCAUUUCUUUCCCGCCUUCCCUCCCUCUAUGCUCUUCGGUAUCCGUUCCCGCUUUUAAAUCUCUCACUCUCUCUCUCCACACUACUCAUUAAUGAUUACUGAAAGGUCUCCACAUUGAAUUGAUACAACUUUUGCAUAAUGGCGCCGUCGAAGAAGGCCACCAACGGGCGCUCCCCUUUAGUCAAUCAACAGCGUCAAAUCACCGCUUUCUUCGGCAAGAGCCCGUCCGGAUCAUCUCCGGCCCCUUCAGAAUCGCCCUCUCCAUCCCUCUCCAAGCUAAACCCUAACCCUAGAGUGGGCCCGCCUCCAAGCCAGACCCCCAUCACUCCUUCACCUCUCAAUUCCAAGCGUAAGAAGCCCCUCCUAGUUAUCACCCCCAAUUUGGGCGCCUCUUCCGCUGAGAAACCUGUCUCCGAGAAGAAAUCGUACGGGGCGGAGGUUAUUGACAGACGGGUCAGGGUUUAUUGGCCGCUUGAUAAGUCGUGGUACGAGGGCGUCGUGAAGUCGUUUGAUGAGGCAUCUGGGAAGCAUUUGGUUCAGUAUGACGAUGCUGAAGAGGAAAGUUUGAAUCUUUCGGGGGAAAAGGUUGAGUGGAUUGAGGAGCCCGUGAAAAAGAAGCUUCGGAGGUUAAGAAGGUUUUCUGUAGUGGAAGAUGAUGAUUUCGAGGAGGAGGGGGACGAGCCUGAUCUCAAAGAGCUAGAAGAUGAUUCGGAUGAUGAGGACUGGGAGGAAAAGGCAGGGAAUGGAAUAUUGGAAGAUGAGGACUGUUUGGAGGUUAUGGAGUUGGAAGAAGAGGGAAGUGGUGGAGCUGAAGUUAGGAAGAAUACGAGCCUCAGGAAACAGAAAGGGGGUGAAGGAGAAGUUGUUUCUGGUAAAAAGGGAAAAAUUGUUGGGGAGUUGAAGAGUAGCUUUUCCAAGGUUUCUCCUUCGGGCAAGGCUGUGAAUCUGAUCGAACCUAUUAGCAGAACUAGUACUUAUAGUGUGAAGGCAUCUGAUACAACCAAAGAACACUCUUUUUCUCUAACAGCAUCCCUUCUGGAUAGCCCUUCGAUGGUAGACACGGCAGAAAGAUUUGCCAAACGUGAAUCAGAGAAAUUGCACUUCCUUGAGUUAGAUCGUAGAGAUGCCAACCGGAGGCGCCCUGGGGAUGAGAAAUAUGAUCAUAGAACCUUAUACUUGCCUCCAAACUUUGUGAAGAAUUUAACAGGUGGCCAGCGGCAAUGGUGGGAGUUUAAGUCGAAGCAUAUGGACAAAGUUCUCUUUUUCAAGAUGGGCAAGUUUUAUGAACUUUUUGAAAUGGAUGCACAUGUUGGAGCCAAAGAACUUGGUUUGCAGUAUAUGAAGGGAGACCAACCUCACUGUGGAUUUCCAGAGAAGAACUUCACAAUCAAUGUAGAGAAGCUGGCAAGAAAGGGUUAUCGAGUUCUUGUUGUGGAGCAAACAGAGACACCUGAACAGCUUGGCAUUCGUCGAAAAGAAAGUGGCUCCAAGGAUAAGGUUGUCAAACGCGAGAUAUGUGCUGUUGUGACUAAAGGAACUUUAACCGAGGGAGAAUAUUUUACAACAAACCCUGAUGCUUCAUAUAUAAUUGCUGUGACGGAAAGCUGCCAAAUUUCAGCAAGUGAACAAGGGAUCCACAUUUUUGGUAUCUGUGCUGUUGAUGUUGCUACAAGCAAGAUUAUCCUGGGGCAGUUCAGGGAUGAUGCUGAUUGCAGUUCGCUUUGCUGUUUAUUAUCUGAAUUAAGGCCAGUGGAAAUUAUAAAACCGGCUAAGUUGCUGUGCACUGAGACUGAAAAGGCACUAUUUAGGCAUACACGAAAUCCCCUGGUUAAUGAGCUGGUUCCUUUCUCUGAAUUUUGGGAUGCUGAUAAAGCUAUUUCUGAAGUUACAAGCAUUUAUCAGCGCCUUGGUGGUCAUUCUCAUAGUUCAUCAGAAAAUAAAAGUACUCUGCAGCAAAGUGAUUCUUCAAGGGAGAAUGAUGGUAGAAACUGCCUACCAGAAGUGCUAUCCAACCUCAUAAGCGAGGGUGAAAAUGGAAGCCAAGCACUAUCAGCACUUGGUGCAACUCUUUUCUAUUUAAGGCAGGCUUUCCUGGACGAGUCUCUCCUCAGAUUUGCUAAAUUUGAUCUGCUCCCAUGCUCUGGUCUUGGUGAAAUUGCCCAAAAGCCAUACAUGGUUCUUGAUGCUGCUGCCAUGGAAAACCUUGAGAUAUUUGAAAAUAGCAGAAAUGGAGAAUCUUCUGGGACAUUAUAUGCUCAAUUAAACCAUUGUGCCACAGCAUUUGGUAAAAGGCUACUGAGGACAUGGCUGGCCAGACCUUUAUAUCAUCUCAAGUCAAUUAAGGAGCGGCAGGAUGCUAUAGCAGAACUGAGGGGGGUUAAUCAACCUAAUGUGCUUAGCUUCAGAAAGGAGCUAUCGAAACUACCUGACAUGGAACGCUUGCUUGCACGGAUAUUUGCUGGCAGUGAAGCUAGUGGCAGGAAUGCAAAUAAAGUUGUUCUCUACGAGGAUGCAUCAAAAAAGAAGCUUCAAGAGUUCAUUUCAGUUCUUCGUGGAUGUGAAAUGAUGACCAAUUCGUGCUCUGCACUUGGUGCUAUUUUUGAGAAUGUGGAGUCUACACUACUACGUCAUCUAUUAAUUCCUGGUUCAGGGAUUCCUGAUGCCAAUCCAAUUUUGAGGCAUUUCAAGGAUGCCUUCGAUUGGGAGGAGGCAUAUCAAUCAGGGCGCAUUAUACCUCGAGAAGGAGCAGAUCUUGAUUAUGAUGCUGCAUGCCAAGUUGUUAAAGACAUUGAAUCCAGUCUCAAAAAACAUCUAAAGGAGCAGCAGAAAUUACUUGGAGAUCCAUCUAUCUGUUAUGUAACAAUUGGAAAAGAUGCAUACCUUUUGGAAAUGCCUGAGAGUUUGACACAGGCGAUUCCGAAGGAAUUUGAGUUACGAUCAUCUAAGAAGGGUUUUGUCCGAUACUGGUCCCCCGUGAUAAAAGAUUUAAUAGGAGAGCUUUCACGAGCGGAAUCGGAGAAGGAGUCAAAAUUGAAGAGCAUAUUUCAGAGGUUAAUUGAACGAUUUUGUGAGAAUCACAUUAAAUGGAGGCAAUUCAUCUCUACUGUUGCAGAGCUGGAUGUCUUAAUCAGCUUAUCAAUUGCAAGUGAUUAUUAUGAAGGGAGAAGUUGUCGUCCAGUUAUAGCUUCAUCGAAUCCUGAUGAAGUGCCAUUCCUCAGGGCUAAAAACUUAGGGCACCCAGUUUUAAGGAGUGAUUCCCUCGGAGAGGGCACCUUUGUCACCAAUGAUGUCACACUAGGUGGUUCUGGCAACUCCAGCUUUAUACUGCUUACGGGUCCUAACAUGGGUGGAAAGUCUACUCUUCUACGCCAAGUUUGCAUGGCUGUAAUUUUGGCCCAGAUGGGAGCUGAUGUACCAGCAGAAAGUUUUGCUUUGAAUCCUUUUGACCGUAUAUUUGUUCGAAUGGGUGCUAAAGAUCAGAUUAUGGCUGGUCAAAGCACAUUUCUGACAGAGCUUCUGGAAACUGCAGCCAUGCUGACAUCAGCAACGCGCAGCUCACUUGUGGCGCUGGACGAGCUGGGACGAGGAACUUCAACAUCAGAUGGGCAAGCCAUCGCUGCAGCAGUGCUCGAACAUUUUGUUCACACAGUGCAAUGCCGGGGAAUGUUUUCUACGCAUUAUCAUAGAUUAGCUGUUGACUACAAGAGUGAUCCUAAGGUCUCCCUCCGUCAUAUGGCUUGCCAAGUUGGAAAAGGAGCCGGAGAUCUUGAGGAAGUAAUCUUCCUUUACAAAUUGACACCCGGCGCAUGCCCUAAAAGUUAUGGUGUUAAUGUUGCUAGGUUAGCAGGACUUCCUGAUACAGUUCUACGAAAAGCUGCAGCAAUGUCUCAGGAGUUUGAAGGAACUUAUGGCAAUAAAUUAGGUGCCACUCAUAGGUGGGAAGACAAAGCAUCAUUGAUCAUCGAAAACUUGAUAAAGAUCACAGCUACUGCUGAAAGCAAGAACAUAGACUUGUUAACUAGCCUGCAGUCGAGAGCGAGUUUACUUCUACAACAAUAGCAUAAACCUUUCCUGUACAGUCUACCCUGCAGAUUUACACAAUAUCCCAUUCGCGUCAUAUGGCGCAAUUUUGACCCGUAUAAUUCGAGUUCAGGUGAAAGAAAACCUACAUCAGAGCGGCUAAAAGGUACAAGUGCCAUUCCGAUGAUGACUUGCUCUGAGCUUGAAUUUUCUAAUGCAAUAUGCGAGUUGAGCUCGAAUAUUUGUUGGUGAAUAUAUUUGAGCCUUAUUCAAAUAUUGUCCAAAAAAUGCUAUAUAUUUUGUGAAAUGUUUUGAGCUCCA
Molecule: messenger RNA, 4366 nt
Organism: Salvia hispanica
Lineage: Eukaryota; Viridiplantae; Streptophyta; Magnoliopsida; Lamiales; Lamiaceae
Gene: MSH6
Product: MUTS homolog 6
Biological process (GO): mismatch repair
Cellular component (GO): nucleus
Molecular function (GO): ATP-dependent DNA damage sensor activity; ATP binding; mismatched DNA binding
Source: RefSeq, a predicted model, not a curated record